Nematostella vectensis (starlet sea anemone) is the source of this 601-nucleotide messenger RNA. RefSeq lists its product as uncharacterized. Bases 170 to 574 code for a protein of 134 amino acids. Lineage: Eukaryota; Metazoa; Cnidaria; Anthozoa; Actiniaria; Edwardsiidae. The record is from RefSeq and is a predicted model, not a curated record. The transcript is spliced from 2 exons.
AGGUGAGACCGGGAUAUAAGUCGAGGUAUUAGCCCUUCUUUUUCCUCAUUAAAACUUGGAAGCAUUUGUUUGGGAUUCCAAAAUAGCAGCAGCAUGGACCGUGAGUAUAAAACAACGGGAAAUUCAACCUUAGUCGUUAGAACUGGAUUGGGACAGAUAGUAGGAAAUAAUGAAGUUAGUUCGACUGUCAAUCCCAGCGUUCCUGGUAAUCCUUUAUCCGUCACACAUCUUAUGUCACCAGAAAGGCAUCAUUCCAUCGAACGACAAUCAAGCAAUACAAACAUUGAAUAACACGCAGGAUGUGAAUACGAAAAUGAAGAUAGAAAAUGGAAACCAUUCCACGACGCCUAUCAGGCGAAAAACAGAAAAGGACUUGCUUACGAAUCCUUGUUAUAAAAGCGGAUCACAGUCUAUAGAUCCACAAACCGGACGGCAGUCGGUAGAGUGUCUCCGGACCAGUAUUACAGGAUGUAAGGUAGCCAUUCAUACCCAAGGCUUCGCCAAAUGCAUGCCGGUCAGGGAAGUGUAUAGCGAUGGAAGCGUCCUAACGAGUGACUGUAUGUGCGUCAGCUGAUACUGUAAAUAAAUCACCUAAAAGUUG